AUGGCAACCACUCCAACUAACAAAAUACGACAUAAACCAGGAGAUAGAGAUUCACGAGUUUCAUAUUUCAAUUAUAAUCUUUAUCUAGGUGGAACCACUGCCGGAUAUUUGCUAGAUAUCAAUAAUUGCAACAUUUUCGUCGAAACGCCUGUUUACUUUUGUUAUACUAAUUAUAAAGGUCCAGCCGCACUAUUUCCGAACAUCUAUUCAGAUGGAUUAAUGCAAACAUCUGGCGUUACAUUUAAAGAAUUUGAAGGUAGAACAAUUACUAGGCUGGAAGGAACUCCUAAUUACACAAAAUGCUUUGAAGUUUCGGACGUUAUAGAAAUAGAUGAUGUACAUGCUUACAAAUCGGUAAAGCUUUACGAUAAAUACGCUGAAGGUAAACUUUUACUCGAAUUUACACUCCAAGAUUCAAAAAUUGUUCAAAUCGAGAGAGACAUUAAUGAUGGAAACUAUAUUACAUUCAGAUUUGGUGAAAAACCACAAACUCCAACCACGUUAACGUUCUUGUCCCAUGUUUCCAAUGUUCAAACUACAAAUGGCAAAAAAAUUGGUGUAAUCUAUAUGGAAGGCAACAACAAGACCUUAAAUCCUUAUGUAAAGCUCGAUAUCCAGUCAGAUUUUAUCAAAAACAAUGUUAAUCAGUUCAUCGUGAAAGGAUACAAAGAUACUUUCACAGGAAUUCGAGAAACAAUGACAUUCGAUCUUAAAUCGAACGAAGGACUCAAACUUCCUUUCGUUUACGAGCCAUAUACAAAGAUGUCAAAUUUCAUAUUGAAUUCCGACUUUUCCUUUAAGCAAUUAACAUUAGAUCAAUUUGCAGAUGACAAAGUAACAGUCACUAAGACCACUUCUGGUACUGCAACUAUGACUUUUGAUACCAUAGAUUAUUUACGGGACAAAGUUACAUUUUAUACAAGUUCUGGUGUUGUUGUUUCAAUUAUUUUAUCCAACAACUUCAACAUAGUCAAUAAUAUCCUUCCAAUUCAAUGGAAUAUGUACUAUGAUCAAACAAAUUCAAAAUAUUCCAUCGGAAAACUGAAAUUACAGAGAUUUUCAACAGAUAUUACAGGUAGUAACACAUUGACAAUCUACUUAGAUCACCAACCAGGAGUUAAGUACUCAGUUGAAGAAAUUAAAAGUAAAUUUGGUGAAAAUUCUCAAUACGAUGUUUUAGAACUUGUUGACACUUCUAAACAGAUAACAGUGUCAUUCCCUAAAAAUACAGGAAUCCCUGGUUUCCAUAGUGGCCAAUCAAUUAUGACACAAAAUUCAAAAAUUGUUGAUUUAGUAAAAGUGACAACAAUUUCAAUAUCUGCGGCCAAAUUCAAGACCUUUUAUUAUCACAUCUGUAUUGCAUGGUUCGGCACAAACAACAAGUGUGAUCCAGCAGCCAUGGUCUAUCAAAUCAGCGACAAAUUGGACGACAGCUCAAAAGCAAGAGAUCCAACAUUAUUGAACACAAUAAUUAAUUCAAUUGAUUUCCAAGCCGAUUUGAAAGGAAUCAAAAUUGAGUAUUACGUAAUAGACACUGCAUAUACUACUUUUGGAUGGAAUAUUCCUAUUUUCGAUUGCACGAAUACGAAACUACAAGAUGCAUAUUCCAAAGAAUUAUAUAUUAAAUCAUCAGAUAAAAAUCAUGUCAAAUUUGGAAUUAAUGAAUUGAAUAAGUUUACUAAUAAUACAUAUUUGACUAAUCUUAAUUUCUAUGAUAAGACACAAUACUCAGGAUUCCAAAAUAUACAAGGACAAGUUACUUACGAACAUUCUGUCUUUGAUUUCGCAAAUCCUCCAAUUUUCCCUGCAACGACAGUUUUUGAAUUCGAUGUACUUGAUUUCAUUCUUUUGUAUGCAAUUGAUAAAUCAUUGAACUUCACUGCUAUCAAGAGAUUCAACAUCGGACAGGCUGAAAUCAAACUUGACCAAGUAGAACCAUUAGAAUUUGCUGGUUUGACAUAUGGAACACAAACAAUUUUGGCAAUUAGAUCUGAUCCAAUUGAAUCAUAUGAACCUAUGAGAAUGGAUAUAACGGCUUCAAAGAUAACAAUGACUGUUGAUUAUUCAAAUUCAUUAAGGUUCGAAAACUUGAAUAAUUACAGAUUAUCUAUUGCUUACAGAGGCCCAGAAAACUUGGAAAAUCCUGUCAAGUUUGAAGUGACAAAUUUCAACGGUUAUGCUGAAUUAAUCUGUGGAGAUCAUGGUUGGCCUGAUUCAUUCAGAAAUACAGAAAUUAUAAAACUAAAUCCAUAUGCAACUACAGUUCCAAUUAAGCUAUUAAGGAAUACAACAGGUCCUUUGAUUACAACAGGAAAGUAUCAAAUUACUAAUGAAUUGGCAUCAACAAUCAAAUCAAGUCAAUUGAAUUUGAAACUGUCAAAUAAUAUUUCUUUCCUUCCUGAUGUUGUUUUCCCUGAUUUAUCAUUCGACGCUUUGUAUUUGGAUGACCACACAACAAGAUUAGGUGGUUGCAAAGCUAUUUUCGAAAAUUUGGAGAUAAGAUUUAAUACAAUUGCCGAAUUCGAUGCUUUGCAAGUUAAUGGAAAUUUAACUGUUCUUCCUGGCGCGCAGAUCAAACAAAUUGAACAUUCAUCUGCAAAGAGAAAUGGUAAAGCAAUUGUUAGUAAUAUCUGUGAUAUUUUCGGUAAAUAUACAACAAUCAAAUGGAAUUCUGAUAGUUGGCCAUUGAUUAUAUUAUCAAAAGAUUGUCCUCAACAAACAGGAACAACAGAAUUCAAAUUCUCUUACGAUGAUACAAUUUUGGUCAAAACAUUUAAUACAUCGAAUUUCUACAAUAACUAUAUGGGCGCGAACCAAAGAGCUUUCAUAGAGAACUUCAAACCAUCAGAAGGAACAUUAAAGAACUUGCGGAAACCAGAUAUUUGGAUUCCACCAGCAAAUCCAUCUAAAAACUGGAAGACUUACCAGCCACAAAUGACUGUUGAUUAUAUUGGAGUAACAGGUACAUUUUCUUUGAAAGUUACUGAUGAAUACAAUAAAGAACACAAGGAACAGAUGAGAGAUAUCAAACCAGAUCCUGAUUUCACUCCUUUGGCCGAAGAAGAAUUCGGUGUAAUUAUGGGUAACAAAGGAAAAGGAAAUGGUUUAGUAAUAAUCAUCGUUGUUUCUCUAAUUGUUCUCAUCAUCGCUGGUGGUAUUUGGCUUGGAAUGUUCUUCAAAUACAACAAGACACUUGUUCCACUGUCAUCAAGUGGAUACAGUUACUCUAUCAGCUACUCGUGGCUCAAGAAGAAUAGGAAACACAGCGAUUAUAGCUAUUCAGUUUAA
Molecule: messenger RNA, 3288 nt
Organism: Trichomonas vaginalis G3
Lineage: Eukaryota; Parabasalia; Trichomonadida; Trichomonadidae
Exons: 1
Coding region: 1-3288 (1095 amino acids)
Source: RefSeq, a predicted model, not a curated record